AUGGAAAGAAAAUCAUCCAGUAAAAAUAGAAAGGAGUUUCAAAGUACUUUACUUAAUGAAUCACUAGAUCGCGAUUAUUCAUUAGAUAGAGUCAAAGAGCCUAGAAAAUAAGUAUUGGAUUUGAGAGCAUCUCAAAAAUCUCUGAAGAAGCUUAAAAAUAAAAAUUUUGUUGAGCAUACUAAUGAUUCAGUUGAUUAUUAUGGUUUACUUUAGGCUGAUAUGAAUUCCACUUCAAGAAACUAAGGCUUUAGGAUGUCUCAUAAUUCGGGUUUGCCUAUGAAAAUACAUUUAUCAAGUUUGCUAAAUAGUGUAGAGCAGAGAAAUGGCCAGUUUAAAAAGUUGAAGCCCUAAAAGAAAAAUCUACUAUUUAAUCAUUCGUAAGAUAGAAAUAACACCAGAUACGAGGAGAGCUAAAAGUAUUAGACUCGGUAAAAUAAUCCAACAAAUAGUAGUAGUAACAAUGCAUUUCCUCUAAAGAUGCUAAAAAAAUAAUAAAAUAAGCAAGUUUAAUCAACAACUGAUAUGCUACACUAAACUGCUUCAUAAGAGUUUACUGUUAAUCAAAGAUCUAUAGAUAGAACAUAUAAUUCUGGUGGCUCUGACAACGAGACUCACUCUCUAAACUUUAAUUCGUUUUUGUAGAAAAAGAUUAAAGUCAAUGAUUCACUUUCCUCAUUUACUAAAAAUAGCAAUAGCAAAAUGAAUGAACAGCUUUCAAUUUUAGAUUAAAUGGAACUCAAGAAAUAAAAAGUAGAUCCUGGCCUCAAUAAAGACUGUUCAAGUCUACUUGUCUAAGCAAAUAGAGAAAUAAAAUCCCUUAACUACAAACUACUUAGGAUUGUGUCAAAUGAUGACUCUCACAUGAUUAUCCAUCCCUUAAGAAACAACAAUAUUGAAAUAAUUGAAAAUACACAUAUGUUUUGCAAGGUUAAUGUAAGAGGGUAUAUCUAGCCUGCUAAAUUUACCAUCUACUUCAAGAAAGAUAUAUCUUAGCAGUAGAAAGGAGUUUAAAAAAACAUUCCUAAGAAAGUAUUAAUAGAUCUUAAAGUGUAUUUGAGCACAAGUUAUAAGGAGCCAAAUGAAAACUAUAAUGAUAAAAUUAUCAUAAAUCCAGAGUCUAAAGAAUAGUUAAAGAAUUAGCCGGAUUUUAUCUAUUUUACUCUCUAUAGCGCACAAAGUCACAGCGUGAAUCUUACAGUUACUUUUCCUUAAGAUCCAAACUACUAAGUAAUAGUAAAGAAGCCAACAUAAGUGCAAGUAGAGAAUCAGAAUCAAGAUGAGAGUAUGCUAAAUCAAACAGCAGAAGAACAAAUAAGUGAAAAUAUUGUUUUGAAGCCUUUAAAGAGAGAUAUCAAGGAGAUUGAGUAGUCAUUAUAAGAAACAUAUCAGGAGUACAUGAAACAGAAAUAUGGGAAAGCUGGAGGACCUGAUGAAUAGCAGGCAUCUAGAAACUUUAUUUGCCACAAUAAAUCCUAACUUAGUGAAUGGGACAAUGUUGUUGAAGCUAAAAAAUAUCAGGUAUAAGAAAUGAAUCAAAAGCUUUAAUACACCAAGUAAAAGAAGGAAGAAAUAGAGUCUGAACUAAGAAAGAAGAAGUAUUUCUAGUUAUAUAGAUGGGAUUUUAUUAGGCUUAAAAGGGAAGAGUACAGAGUAAGAAUCGAAAAACUUAAUGUUCUCAAGAAGAGAAAGUAUGAAUGGGUAACUGCAAUGAAGCUACUUUUCGCUAUGAGGACUGCUUUCUUAAAGUUUGAAACCCAGCGAAAGGAGAUGCUAAGAGCUGUAAAGAUGAAGUUGAGUGCUAAAAAACUUGAUACUGUAGAGGUAAAUUAGCUUUUAACUUAAUUCCUUAGUGCAUUAAGAUUUGGUGGUGGAAUAGCCAUAAAAGACUGUGUUGAAAAUUAUUUUGAUCAAGAAAAAACUCAGCUCACUGCCUAUUUGUUACCCAGAAAAUCUAAAAAAUCAAAGUCUUUAAUAAAAAAAUUGAAUGCAAUAACUGAUCAUAUCAGGAAUCUUUUGCUCAAAAUUUAUCUUAAAAGAUAGUCGAAUGAGUUCUUUAUCAAAUACGGUAAUUGGAGAUAAUUCAUUUAUGGAAUCACAAACGAUGCGAUGGAAGAUUCUACUCUUAAAAGAAUGGAAAUCAUGACAUCGUUGACUAGAAUUCUAACUAAAAAUACCGAAUAAUACUUUGAGGAAGUUCAAAGUUUACUCCAGUAACAGCAAUAAUAGCCUUAAAUACCUACUCAGUAGAAAGAGAAAGUGCAGAAUUUAGAUCUAAAGGAUAACAUGACUAAAGAUAAAAUGUCUCCAAGCAAAAAUAACAAGCAAGCAUCAUAAAAUGGAAGUGUAAAACCGUCUGCUAGAUUAAGUAUUGGAAAUAGAGAGAAGCUAGCUUUGAUGCAACUUUUAUCAAAGACGGAUGAUCAGAGAGAUGAAAAUGAACUUAUGCCAAUGCUACUUGCUAUUCCUAAAAGAGAACUAAUGAUAAAGAUGGUCCUUAGAGCAGCAUAGAGCGGGCCACAAUUUGGAUUAUUCAUGAUAAUCCUAAAGCGAUCAAAUAUGCGAAUCAAACCCAAACACCCCAGGGGCAAGAAGAAGAAUAUCAAGUAUGAGAAAUUUUCAAAGCCAAACUAAUGUUUUUAUGUAGAGAGUGCUUAUUUGGGAAAAGAUUUAAUUCCUCCUCCAGAACCAUUACUCCCUAAAACAAUUGCUCCAAGUGAACCACUAAGAACUGGUGCACCUACACCUUUUUUGAAAUUGAAACCAUUCUGUCAAGAUCACCCUGAAAAUCCAUCUAAGUAGUUUGAUGAUGUAGUUGACAAGUCUAAAUAUAAGAUAGACAACCCCAUUAUGAAUGAGCAGAGUUUAAAGACUUUGUUCAUCCAAGAAUUCAAAUAAAAUGAAAAUAACCCUCUUGUUUAUAAUAGACAUUCAUCUCAAAUGGGAUAAACAGCAUCAGCAUAUCAAAACAGUGCCUACUAAAUACUCAAAAGUGAAAUAAAUCCAAUGACACUACUUGUUAAUGUCAAAGAACUUAUUUCCGUUGAUUAAAAGAAUCCAAACUAGAGUGGAGCUCCUAUUGUUCUUCCUUAUUAUACCCCAAUUGAUUAGAAUGAUAAGACAUUAGUCUUUGAAUCGAGGUUUGAAAGUGGUAAUUUAGCAAUGGCUUUCAAAACAAACGAUUUUGAGUAUAACCUUGUAUUAUCAAAUGAUAUUAACACUAAAGGACACACUUAAUGGUUCUUUUACAGAGUCACCAAUAUCUUUAAGGAAACAACUGUUAAAUUCAAUAUAUUGAAUCAUACCAAACCUGAUUCUCUCUUUAAUUAUGGCAUGAAAGUGCUAGUUUACUCUGAGGAAAUAUUCAAAAGUACAGGAGUGGGCUGGCAUAGAGAUGGAAGAGACAUUGCUUAUUUUUAAAACAACUUUAAAAAACAUGAUUAAGAUACAGUAUUUUUCGCUUACUCGUAUCCAUAUACAUAUUCUGAUUUGACUGAUGAUCUCACAAAUAUGGAAAAGGAUGCUAUAAAAUCUGAGUAUCUCAGUAGAAAUUAAAAAUCAGAGAGAAAGGGUGUAUUUCUUAGUUCAAGAAUUCAUCCUGGCGAAAGUAAUUCAAGUUGGAUGAUGAAAGGCAUAAUUGAUUUCUUGGUUGGAUAAUCACCAGAAGCAAAAGUACUCAGAGAGAAGUUUGUUUUUAAAAUAGUACCAAUGUUAAACCCUGAUGGUGUUAUUAAUGGAAAUUACAGAUGCUCUCUUGCUGGUGCAGACUUGAAUAGAAGAUGGAAGGCUCCUUCAAAAUUAUUAUUUCCUGAAGUAUUUGAAACAAAGAAGCUCUGCAAGUAAUUCUAAAAGGAAAGAUAAAUUGUACUAUACUGUGAUCUUCAUGGGCAUAGCAGAAAUAAAAAUAUUUUCAUGUAUGGCAAUAACUAUUCUGAAAAUCCAGAGUCUACUAGACUAUUUCCUUUCAUCAUGUCUAAGGUUCUAGACUGCUUUGCAUUUGAUAUGUCUAGAUUUAGUAUCCACAGGUCAAAGGAAGCAACUGCUAGAGUCUCAAUGUGGAAAGAACUCAAAAUUCCAGCUGUAUAUACUAUGGAGGCUUCUUUUUGUGGUCCAGAGAUAGGAAAAAAUAAUGGCCUUCACUUCACAACUGAGCAAUUUAUGGAAGCUGGAAAGAAACUUUGUAUCGCUCUUCUCAUUUAUUGUGAUAUCGAUGUUCCAAGAUCACUAAGAGAUAUGCAAAAGAAUAAAAAGAAAAAAAAGAAAAACUAGACUUAAUAAGUGAAUCCUUAAUUAUUGAAUGAAGAAAUAGCUUAGGAACUAAAAGACUAUACUAGAAAGCAAUUGAUCGCUGAACUGAUGGGAGAUAAAAAACUCUUAGUCUCUGGAAGUAAGGACGACGGAGGUGAAGAUGGAGGAGGAUCUGAGAGUGAUCCUUCAGAAGACAAUAUGGAAGAGGAAGAGAUGGCUAAAAUCAUUCCAAUCAAGGUGAUCCCUGCCAAGAAAAAAACAGAUACUAAAAAGCAGUAAUUACCAAUCAAGAAACAUUUUAAAUAAGAGGAGAUUAAGGAAUAAAAGGUUUAGCAGACUUAGGCUAAAAAAUCCCCAACCAAGAAGUUUAAUAGUGGGGGUUCAUUUUUUGAUAGAGUAAGACUUCCAAAAAGCUAUGGAAUGCGAAGAGUAGAAAUGGUAGAUGCUUGGACAUAAACGAGUAACAGAGGCUCUGACAAUGAAGAAUCUAAAAAAGAAGAUCCUAGUAAAGAUGAAGGUGUAUAGGCAUAAUUGAAAGAUUUGAAUGAGACUAAUGUUGACAUCUCUCCAUCGAGACCAAGAUACUAAGUUAAUAAUGAGUAUUCAAUAGUUAGCAAUACCAAUGCUAGUCCAGAAAGAACUCUAUUCAACAUAGAUUCAAUUAGAAACAUGGAUUCAAACUCUUCCCAAUCAGUUAUUGUCUCAAAUCCCAAUAAAAAUAGAGUAUUAAUUCCAAGUAGUUAAAAAAGAUAGAGCAUAAGUCCAAAUAAAAAUGAAUUUACUGCAAUAAGAGAUAGAAUGCAAGCUAUGUAGAUUAUUAACUAAUACAUUAAGGAAUCGUAAAUGACUCUGAAGUAAACAUCUAGCAGCUAGGGGAUGAAUAUGUAAUACAAUAAUGAUCCCUAUAACUUUUUUGUCUAGCAAUAAUAAUAACUUUACUAACAAUCUCCUGAUAAAACACAAUAUGGGACUCAUGCAUUUCAUACUGAAAAGAAACCUAAUGUUAUGAAUUAACUUCAAGUUAAUAAACCUAUGAUCAUGGAUGAGAACUAGCUUACUCAUAAGAGAUAAGCUUCUAAUAACCCUCAAAAUUACUAUUUUGACUCUAAUCCUAAUCAAAAUGCUAUGCUAUUACAAUAAAUUCAUCUUUAAAGAGGAUUAUCUGAGGGUCAUCCUCAAAGUAUUAAUAGUAUUACUGCAAAUCAAAGAACUCUUGAAUUCAAGGAUAUUGUAAUUAGCUCUCAACUAAGUAACCAUCAUCCCACAUAGCUUUAGAUUAAUCAAAGCAUGAGGUCUUUAAGUGGCAACACUUAUUUAAGAUAAAAACAGGGUUAUAAAACCUCUGAAGAAUACAAUUACAGAAUGAUCUAGCAAAAUCAACUAAACUCUAGUGGAACAGUAAUGAGUCACAACACAAUUAAUAAUAAUUCACUACCUUAAGCAAGUAAUAACAUGUAGAAAACCUAAUUUAAUCCUUAAUAACUUAUGUAAACUGGAAAUGGAAACAGCAGAGCUACAACAUUACCAUAAUUGAAUAAUGACUCACUUUAAAAAUCUCAGGCAAUUAAGUAAAACAAAUCACAAAGCUUUUAUGAAGGUAUUAAAGCCUAAGGAUCAUUUAAACUUGGAAAUGGAGGAGUUGCCUUGAAUUUCAAGAAUGACUUAAAAGCAACAAGUGAAGAGCAGUUUUUCAAUUCUUCAUUUAUCAAAGGAAAUGUUUCGCCCAUGCCGUUUGAAAAUGUCCCUCAUUACACAUUCAAAAUUAAGCCAACAAUUAUAGCAUAGAAGAAUUCUUCUAAACAGCUUAAUAACAGUCAAAUAACUAAUGAAUCGAAGAGAUUAUACUAAUCUUAACCCAUUGAAGAAUUUACUCCCCAAUCCACUCAAAAUAAAGAACAGCUGAGCACACAUAUUUCGCAAAAAUGGACAAGUAAAAAUAGAGCUUAACAAAAUCUAAACUCAGGAAACACCCAUGCUUCCUCCAAUAAUAUGGCUGCAUUUAUCUCAACAACAUAGCAAUCUAACACAAACACAAAUAUUGGGGCAAAUAAUAUAUCGGUAGAUGAUAUUAAGAAAUAAUAGUAACAUACUGGCUUAGUUAAAAAGAGAAAACCAUCUGAUUCUGUUGGAGCAAACGCCACCUCAAAGUCCUUCAUUUAGAACAGCACCUCAAAUAAUCUAUUUCUAGGAAGUACUGCAAAGAGACCAAAGGGACCUGUAAGAAAAAUGCCAAACUAAGAACCAAUGACUGCUUCCUUUACUGUUAAAACCGGAAUCUCCAUUAAUAGAGGAGUUUCUAUCAACAAUGACAGAGAAGAUGAAGAUGAUGAAAAGUUCUACUCAAUGAGGGCUUCAGGUGCUUCCAAAAAAGGAGAGAAUCAGUAUGAUAUUGACAAUAGUCAGAGUGAUAGUGGUUUAUAUAGCACUCCAAGAAGACUCAAAUCUAUAAAACUUCAAAGCAAAAUGACUAAUAGUAUCGAUGCAAAUGACUCAAAUAAUAAUACCAAAGAUGAUGACUCUCAUCCGAAAAAAGUGAGGAAAGAUGCCUAUGGGAAUAAAAUAAGCAAGGGAGGAAAGAGGCAUAAACUUGUAUUUGCAGAUCAUAAAAUUAUCAAUAAACCUUUGCAUGAAAUACAUAUCGUGGAAUCAUACAAGAAAUAUAAUACCGAUAUGAGUGCAAAGGGAGAAAAUAAAAGCUGCUGCACGAUAUUUUGA
Molecule: messenger RNA, 6960 nt
Organism: Stylonychia lemnae
Lineage: Eukaryota; Ciliophora; Spirotrichea; Sporadotrichida; Oxytrichidae
Source: the annotation of a GenBank genome assembly